Mizuhopecten yessoensis (Yesso scallop) is the source of this 3840-nucleotide messenger RNA. RefSeq names its product ankyrin repeat and SAM domain-containing protein 3-like. NCBI's taxonomy places the organism in Eukaryota, Metazoa, Mollusca, Bivalvia, Pectinida, Pectinidae. The record is from RefSeq and is a predicted model, not a curated record. Gene Ontology annotation, cellular component: cilium. Gene Ontology annotation, molecular function: protein binding. The transcript has 13 exons. The coding region runs from base 97 to 3075 and encodes 992 amino acids.
UCCGAAUAGUAAAGUUGAAAAAUAGGCUGGAGAAAAAGAUGCCAAGAUGAUCACCUUAAUUUAACGAAAUGACAUGAUUUUUGUCGGUCGGCAGCCAUGGCCAGUGAGGUGGACGCCCAGUAUGAAGCCUCGGACGAAUCCUCAGAAAACGAACUUCUCGACAAGAGUCUGUCUGUGUGGAAGGGUUGGAAUGUGAAGGAGACCUUUGACCCCAUACCCCUUGACCUCCACACAGCCAGUAGCAUUGGCCACUAUGACUGUGUACGGUCGUUUAUCCAAAGGAAGGUUGACCUGAACAAGAAGAACCGCGGAGGAUGGACACCACUCAUGUAUGCCUGUUACAUCGGCCACGACAACAUUGUCAAUCUGCUGCUGGAUGCCAACGUGUCCGUCAACAUCAAAAACAGCAAGGGUCAGACGCCCCUAAUGCUGGCGUCCAGCUGUGGUAACGAGAGCGUGGGUUACUUUAUCUGUCAGCAAGGAGCAGAACUAGAGGCCCGCGACCAGAAAGGUUGGACCGCUUUAUUCCACGCUACGUAUGCCGGACACCAGAACAUGGUACAAACACUACUGGAACAGGGCGCCGACAUCAACGCUGUAGAGCCUAGUAUGGGGAUCACUCCCUUCAUGGAGGCAGCCGCGGAGGGACACGAAAUCAUUGUCCAGAUAUUCCUUCAACAUGGUGUGACAGUUAACAGCAAGGCACAUAACAAUGACACGGCACGCUCCCUGGCACUCAUCUACGGUCACAUAAAAAUCGUGAGCCUCAUCGACAACCACAGUAUGCCCAUCACCUGUCUACGAGCAGAAGCAGGUCUUGAUGCCGACCUUAGUUCAUCAGAUGAGUCUUUUCCUACGCGUCGUACACAGCAAGUACGUCGGGGCAAGGGAAAAGGAGGCCCCAGUAUUCGAGACGGACCCGACGCCAUCGCACGACUUAUUGACCGAUCUCAUCCAGGCAGCGCAGAAAACUCACACCCAAAAGUGCCAAAAGGAUAUCUGAGUUUCAAGCAGAAUGAGACUGACCCAAGUGACGCGCCAAAGCUGUCCUUUCGUGACGUCACCUCACCAAUUAACCAACAGGAUUACAACAGUGCUCUCGACAGCUCAGGGGGCAAAGAUUCUUGUGCAGAUGAACAUGAAGAGGAUGGUAAUGCUUUCUCCAAGACCGGAGCACUCACUAUAAAAAGUAGUUCCGGCUCCAGUGGUGGUUUAAUGGCUGCCCUUGGUAUAAAUCGUGAAAGUAGUCUGGACAGUGACGACUGUCAGCCACAGGACAGCACGACAUCGGGAACAUCCUCACUAGAGGGCAGCACUAACAGUCUCAAUGGUGCUGUACUCUCGCCCGCCAGUAGCUUUAACAAUGACUUAGUGACAGUUCAUAAUAACGACAGGGUCAGUGAAGGUGCUAGUAUACCGUGUGAUGAGGCAUCCCUUCCGGGAGGCAGCGGAAAGGACUCACAGCCGAUAAAUAGUCGACGCAACAGUGGUCCUCGUGAUAGCAAAACAGAGGCGCCAAAGCCUGUUUCACUCCCUUCAUCCCAGCUUUCUGCAUUUGUUCCAAAUAAUCAUUCAUCAAGCUUCACAACAAGAGCAGAAUUGGCGACAAUGAGCUCAAAUUCUCAGUCAUCCAUGCCUUGUUUAAAUGUAAAUCACCAGAACAGUCCCAAUAAUCGAUCGCAAGUGCCCAGUUUCGGCUUGGGAAGUCAGUCUCAUCCUCACAAUUUGAAUACACAGCCGUCCAACUUCAAUGCGCAACCGUCCAAUUUUAAUGUGCAGUCGUCCAGUUUCACUUCGCCCUGCAAUAAUGGUGCGUCCCCACAGAGUGACCAGCAGCAGCACCUUGGAUACACGUCGCUGCCCCAGGAAUAUGACAUCCUACGCACGACAGCAGACGUCAUGCCUGCCAACAACCCCCCUCAUACAGACAACAGCUACCCCCCACCAAAUAUGUUCUCCGGUCUUGGCUCCAACCCUGUCACUUGUGCGCCACAGAUUGGCUACCAGCUGUUCCCAACACCUCCCGCCAUCAACACGGCGAUUCCUCAAUCUCCCAUAAUGCCAUCAAACCAAGGGGUACCCCAGUCUCCCAUGAUGCAACAGAACCAGGGUGUGUCCCCAUCUCCCAUAAUGCAACCUAAUCCUACCAUGGCUCCGAACUCUGGUACCCAGCAAUCCUCCAUCAUUCCUCCCGGACCAGCAAUGGGGGCGUCCAAUUCUGUGAUGUCCUCUCACCCCACUGUCACCAACGUUGUCAUGACGGCCAAUCCAAUGAUGACCCAUAAUGCAUUGCUGCAGGAUCAGCAGUUUUUUGGGCCACCGAAGGUUCCCUCUGAUGGUCAGCCACAGGACCUGCCUGGACUGCUUGACCAGCUAGGACUGACCAGGUACCUUCCUGUGUUCGAGGAGCAGGACGUGGACCUACAGGUGUUCCUCUCCCUCACUGACGCUGACCUCAAGGAAAUUGGAAUAAAACUGUUUGGGCCCCGUAAGAAGAUGACCAACGCCAUUGCUCGGUGGCACAACCGCGGCCCGAUAUGUCAGUCCAGUCUUGAGCAGGCCUACGCUGACCGGCUGGACACAGAGAUGCAGGACAUGGGUCUCCAGCUACGCAAGUCAUUUGAGCAAAUUGAGACGCUGAAGGCUCAGGUUUUGCAGGAGCAACGGAUCCGUAACGUGACCGAGAGUUGUCUGACGGACAUACAGCAGAUCAGUUACGAUACCAGACAACAAUGUGAGGAGAUGAAAGAGUCACUAAGAAAACUAAAACAUUUUCACACAGAGAUUAAGAUAAAAGCUGAUUUGAGGGAUGAGAAGAGAAAUCAACCAAUACCAGCAUCAGAGGCAAGAAAUGUGAAUGAUUUAGCAAGUGCAAUGAGAGAGGACUUGUCAUUGGAUGACAGGACCAGAGGUUCAGCCAAUGACAAGGCAGGUUCCUCGGCAGAUUUGGCUAUAAAGAAGAUAGAACAUUACAUUAAGGCCCUGCAGAAAUAUCUUGCCAUGAUUACGAUGAACGCUGACCGACUUCUCACGUGGGGGGCUAAUUCUCACACGCAGGAUUCUGGCUUCUCGUAGCAAAAGUUUAUCUCUAAAGCACACAAUACUAGUGCUAGCUUCAUAUGGAGUUUGUGGAAUUCUUGCAGCACAGAGUUUUAGUUUCCCGUAGUAGAUGUCUGCAUCUCUCACAAUGCACUUAGUUCCUGUAAUAAAUGUUUGAAAUAAAUUCUCACCACAUUUUUUCAGGCUUGAUGCACAAUUUGCAUUUGGAUAAUAUUAUCAUAAUUUUACAAGUUUAGGAAUCCGGAAAAAGUGACAAAUUCUAAAAUUAAUGACUAGGAAUUCUUAUUGUGUAAAGUGGCAUGGGAAUUCGAAAAAGAAUUGUGCAAAAAUUAGAUUUCAUACUACAGUAUGUUUAAAGUAUUAUUAUUAUGAGUUAUUUUGUAAUAUGUAAAUUACAUUGUUACACACAGACACAAAUCGAGAUUGUCGGAGAUGUCUUAAUCUAAGAACUAGUGUAAUUUUUAUGUUGCAUGUGUGAUAUGAGGUAUAUGAUAAGUAUAUGAGAAUUUUUACAUUCAUAAUAUGAAUAAAUGUCAGUGAAAUCGGCCAUAAGGGCUACAUUCGUGUAUCUCGGUUGAAACGGUACGUGUGGCGAAGAAAUUUUCCACGAUAAGCAGAGCUAAAAAUGCACACUUUCGGAGAAUAAAAAACAAUGUAUCAAGAAUAUUAUGCCCUUCUUUCAUCCGUCCACUAAAUUACUUAACUUAUCUUAAAAACUACAUGUGACUUGACAUUGUUUUAGAAAGGAAUAACGCAAACUGGCAAUAGUCAGCAUUUUAG